GAGAAAGAGUGGGUUAGGACUGAAUCAAAUCUCAUAGACACCCCAAAAGGAUCACGAAAUAUCUGUGACUUGAUAUUAUGUAUCUCUGUCUCUCUCGUCUACUUUCUCUCUCCCCCUCUGGUUUUCUCAAAUUCCUCUGCUACCAACCAUUUUGGAUUUCAUAGGCAUUUACUCUGUAUAUAUACCACCACCUCGUUCCCUUCAUACAUCUCUUGUGACUUUCAAGUUUGUUUGCUGUCAUGUUCCUUUCUCUCUUUAUUAUAGGCCUGUCAGAGAAGAAAUAAGCGUCUUGUUUUUAUCUUGGUCCUCCUGCAAUUAAUACACUUGCAGUCCCCUCCUUCAUUUUAACUGCGUUUAUUACCUCCAGAAGCAGACCUUCCUCCUCCUCCUCCUCCUUUGUUAUCUGUGUUAGUAAGAUUAAAAAAAAAAUAUAUGGCUUCUUCUUCCUCCUCACCAAAUUGGGUCAUGGAAAAUGGUGUUAUGCCCCACGUUUUAGCUGUUGAUGACAACCUCAUUGACCGCAAACUUGUUGAGAAGCUCCUCAAGAAUUCUUCUUGCAAAGUGACAACUGCCGAAAAUGGACCGAGGGCAUUGGAGUUUCUGGGACUGGCAAGUGAUGAAGAAGACACCUUGAAGGGCACUGGAUCCAAAGUGAAUAUGAUUAUCACAGACUACUGUAUGCCUGGGAUGACAGGAUAUGAGCUGCUUAAGAAAAUAAAGAAAUCAUCAAUCAUGAAGGAGGUUCCAGUGGUGAUCAUGUCAUCUGAGAACAUCCCAACAAGGGUGAACAAGUGCUUGGAGGAAGGUGCUCAGAUGUUCAUCCAAAAGCCCCUCAAGCAAUCUGAUGUAAAGAAGCUGACAUGUCAACUAACGAAUUGCAGAGGCUAGAGGACUUCCUUUUUGUUUUGUUCUUUUUUUUUUUUGUGUGUGUGUUUGUGUAAAUUUUGAAAAGGGGCCAUUUACCUUCACAUCAGGGUUCAAUCUUGUGGCUUAGCUGGUUUAGGUAGGAGAACGAAGAUCAUUGUUUUGAGGAUGUUGUCUUGUCUUCUUCGUUUCAUUUGGUACAUACCAGCUAAUUUUUCCUGGCACAUAUUUCGCCAUUUUUCAGUUCAUGAACUGUUUGGCGAUUUUUCAGGAAGUUAGAAUUAUCAUUGAAAAACAGAAUUAGAUCACACAAAACUCUUCUUGCUGGAGGAAAAAUGGGCGUUAUGACAGACGUUUCCACUUGAUGAAACUGAAAGGUAGGCAAAAACCAAAGGAUAUGGCAGAAUUACUGGAACCAGAAAUAUAUGUGUAUGUUGUUCGUAGAAGUUCCAAAUUGCACAUUAAAAAGAAGCCAUCAAGUAUAAACGAAACUCUUAUAUAUAUAUAUAUAUAUAUAUAUAGAUAUUGACAAUUGCAAAUACAAUUAUUCAAAACAAGCUCA
Prosopis cineraria is the source of this 1426-nucleotide messenger RNA. Its product is annotated as two-component response regulator ARR17-like. Bases 433 to 888 code for a protein of 151 amino acids. NCBI's taxonomy places the organism in Eukaryota, Viridiplantae, Streptophyta, Magnoliopsida, Fabales, Fabaceae. Gene Ontology annotation, biological process: phosphorelay signal transduction system; cytokinin-activated signaling pathway. The record is from RefSeq and is a predicted model, not a curated record. The transcript has 5 exons.